Messenger RNA from Lathyrus sativus (Indian pea), 936 nucleotides. The record is from the annotation of a GenBank genome assembly. Lineage: Eukaryota; Viridiplantae; Streptophyta; Magnoliopsida; Fabales; Fabaceae.
AUGAGUAACUUAGAACGUGAUGAUAAAGAAUUUUUUGAAGCAAGUUCACCACCUCAACCUCAAACUUCCAUAACUGACCCAAAUGUACCUAUUAGUAUGUCACAAGAAUUAACACCUUUUCAACGUAUGUUUUCUAAACCAAAUCUCCCACCUCAACCUCAACCAUCAUUACAAGAACCUAUACCAAAAUUGACACCAUUUCAAAGGAUGUUUUCCAAUCAAAUUCCAUCACCUCAACCAAAGGUUCAACGUCCUGUUCCUCAACUAAGACCGUUUCAUUUUCAGCCCAUAUUUUCACAUCCAAUUCCACCACCUCAACCGCUAAUUCCACAGCCUCAACGAUCAAUCUUGUAUUUUCCUCCUGGGCCAUCACAUCCUCCUCCUCCUUCUCCACCUCAUCAACCUCCCCGUGUUCGUGCUCGGCUUAACCCACUAAGUGAAAAAAGCGAAACCAUCCCUAUACCUUUUCCAUGGGCUACUAAUCGAAGAGCAAAGCUUCACAGUUUGCAUUAUCUCCGCCAAAAUGGAAUAGUUAAUAUCACUGGAGAAGUCCAAUGCAAGAGAUGCGAUACUAUAUUUGAAAUGUCAUUUGACGUGACAGAGAAGUUUCCUAAACUCUGGACAUAUAUUCUCGAAAACAGACAAUUCAUGAACGAUAGGGCGCCACCAAAUGUAUGGAUGAAUCCAACGUUGCCGGACUGUGUGCAUUGUAAUCAAGAAAACUGUGUAAAACCAAUCAUCGCUAAGAAGAAAAAGAAUAUCAAUUGGCUGUUUCUGUUGCUAGGUCAAUUGCUUGGCUGUUGCAACCUUGCCCAAUUGAAAUAUUGCUGCAAACACACAAACAAUCAUCGAACCGGCGCAAAGGAUAGAGUUCUUUAUUUAACCUAUCUCGCACUCUGCAAGCAACUUGAUUCUACCGGACCUUUUAAUCUUUAA